This is a messenger RNA of Linum trigynum, 2245 nucleotides long. The record is from the annotation of a GenBank genome assembly. Lineage: Eukaryota; Viridiplantae; Streptophyta; Magnoliopsida; Malpighiales; Linaceae.
AUUAGAACACUUCUUAAAAAAAAACUCCUUUGGUAAAAUGAACUUCCAACUGGAUGAAUUUCCUUUUAUCAUGAUUUUUGGUCUCAUAAAAUCGGCGGUAUUUGUUUUGAAGUCCGCCUUGUUUGAUCCAUGAUUACAAAAGAAGAGGGUUCGUCCAUAAAACUCUCUUUAAAAACGAGACAGUCCAGCGAAACCAGCCUUUAUCGACAGAUGGAGAAAUUCGAAGCAGCAAAAGAAGAUACUAUUACUCCUGCUCUCUGAGAAAAACCAUCUCUCUGUCUCCACUCAACUCCUUUCCUCAAUAGAGAAACAGAGAGAGACCCAGUCCCAAGCAUGUCCUCCAUGUCUGAGUCAGAGCUAGUUCGUGUGGUUCUCUUCCUUCUCCCUUCCCUCCUCACUCUGCUCCUCAUCCUCAUCGUCAAAACCAAAUCCCACCGCAGAUUCAAUCUCCCUCCAGGCAGCUCUGGCUGGCCUUUCCUCGGCGAAACGAUUGGCUACUUGAGACCUUUCUCCGCCACUUCCCUCGGCUAUUUCAUGGACCAGCACGUCACCAGGUACGGGAAGAUAUACAAGUCGAAUUUGUUCGGGGAGCGGACGAUUGUGUCGGCGGACGCAGGACUGAACCGAUUCAUACUCCAGAACGAAGGGAAGCUGUUCGAAUGCAGCUACCCGAAGAGCAUCGGCGGGAUUCUGGGGAAAUGGUCGAUGCUGGUUUUGGUGGGAGAUAUGCACAAGAACAUGAGAAUCAUCUCGCUCAACUUCCUUAGCCACGCCAGGCUGCGAACCCAUCUCCUCAAAGAAGUCCACCACCACACUCUGCUUGUGCUCUCUUCCUGGAACCACAAUUCCACUUUCUCUGCCCAGGACGAAGCCAAGAAGUUCACUUUCAAUCUGAUGGCGAAGCAUAUCAUGAGCUUGGAUCCUGGUGAACCGGAAACGGAGCAGCUGAAGAAGGAGUAUGUCACCUUCAUGAAAGGGGUUGUCUCAGCUCCCCUGAAUUUUCCUGGAACUGCUUACCGGCGUGCCUUGCAGUCGCGGUCGGCGAUUCUGAAGUUCAUAGAGAGGAAAAUGGAGGAGAGGAUAAAGAGGAGCAACGAGGUGGGAACAGAGGACGGGGAAGACGACGAUCUCCUGGGCUGGGUUCUGAAGCAUUCCAAUCUCUCGACGGAGCAGAUUCUGGACCUGAUACUCAGCUUACUGUUUGCCGGGCACGAGACUUCAUCUGUCGCCAUUGCUUUAGCUAUUUACUUCUUGCAGGGCUCCCCUGCUGCGCUUCAGCAAUUACAGGAAGAGCACAGUGAAAUCGCCAGGGCCAAAAAACUAGCAGGGGAGACCGAACUCAACUGGGAAGAUUACAAGAAGAUGGAAUUCACCCAAUGUGUUAUCAGUGAGACGCUCAGACUUGGAAACGUGGUGAGGUUCCUACACAGAAAAGCUUUAAAAGACGUUCGCUACAAAGGGUAUGACAUUCCAUGUGGAUGGAAAGUGCUGCCGGUGAUAUCGGCUGCCCAUUUGGAUGGUAGUAUGUUUGAAGACCCUCAACACUUCAACCCGUGGAGGUGGCUCCAGAACAACAACGACGGCCGGGGAUCGCCAAGCGCGACGGCGGCGGCGAACAACAGCAACAACUACUUCAUGCCGUUCGGCGGCGGGCCGCGGCUGUGCGCAGGGUCGGAGUUCGCGAAGCUGGAAAUGGCGGUUUUCAUCCACCAUUUGGUCCUCAACUACCGGUGGGAAUUGGCUGACGAGGACCAACCUUUUGCAUUCCCUUACCUCGAUUUCCCCAAGGGAUUACCGAUUACCGUCAAGCGCCGGGACAUGGGCACCUAAGCUGAUCAGGUUGCUGGGCCCGAGGCCCAGAAGAAGGGAAUCCCUUUUGAGCAGCCCAGGCCUGAAAAUAUUGUGCAAAUUGUAGAGAUUUGGGUCCGUAGAGUGUAAGUCUUCUGUUCCAUGCCCAUAUAAUAUGUUACAUAGCAAUUCAAUGAGUUUGAAGAGAAGGUUGCAAUUAAUUAUGAAUGUAUAGGAGGUUAGGACCAUAUAUAUUAUAUAUAUGUAUCAGUUUCGCAUCUUUCCCACUUGCUUCCCUGUACUUCUGCUCCACAUUGUAAAUUUUACUAGCUAUUCAAGGCAGGAUGCUUGCUAUGAAAUUUUGUUUCUUUACUUUAAGAUUUUUCUUUUUUACUUUUACACGUAUAAGCGGUAUAGUUUCCGGUGCGUAACUUCUAAAUCAAGUCUUGGGUUUAGA